Molecule: messenger RNA, 2529 nt
Organism: Zonotrichia albicollis (white-throated sparrow)
Lineage: Eukaryota; Metazoa; Chordata; Aves; Passeriformes; Passerellidae
Source: RefSeq, a predicted model, not a curated record
AGCUGCUUGGUGACAUCCUGAAAGAUCAGCCCCAGGAGGCAGAUGGAAUAGACUCAGUGAUUGUUGUGGAUAACGUGCCCCAGGUUGGACCAGACCGACUGGAGAAACUGAAGAAUGUCAUCCACAAAAUAUUCUCCAAGUUUGGUAAAAUUAUCAAUGAAUUUUAUCCAGAAGCAGAUGGAAAAACAAAAGGGUACAUCUUCCUGGAGUACAUGUCUCCCUCCCAUGCUGUGGAUGCUGUGAAGAAUGCAGAUGGAUACAAACUGGAUAAGCAGCACACUUUCAGAGUGAACCUCUUCACUGACUUUGAUAAGUACAUGACAAUCAGUGAUGAGUGGGAAAUCCCUGAGAAACAGCCAUUUAAGGAUUUGGGGAACCUCAGAUACUGGUUGGAAGACCCUGACUGCAGGGAUCAGUACAGUGUGAUCUUUGAGUCAGGAGACCGGACAUCCAUUUUUUGGAAUGACAUCAAGGAACCUGUGCAAAUUGAGGACAGAGCAAGAUGGACAGAGACCUACGUCCGUUGGUCCCCCAAAGGCACCUACCUGGCCACGUUCCACCAGAGGGGCAUUGCUCUGUGGGGUGGAGAGAAGUUCAAGCAGAUUCAAAGGUUUAGUCACCAGGGAGUGCAGCUCAUUGACUUCUCACCCUGUGAAAGGUAUUUAGUGACCUUCAGCCCUUUGAUGGACACACAGGAUGACCCUCAGGCUAUCAUCAUCUGGGAUAUUCUGACUGGCCAAAAGAAGAGAGGAUUCCACUGUGAAAACUCAGCUCACUGGCCUAUUUUUAAAUGGAGUCAUGAUGGUAAAUUCUUUGCUCGAAUGACUUCAGAUACCCUCAGCAUCUAUGAAACACCUUCUAUGGGUUUGUUGGACAAAAAGAGCUUGAAAAUCAAUGGAAUAAGAGACUUCUCAUGGUCUCCAGGUGGUAACAUAAUUGCUUUCUGGGUGCCUGAGGACAAAGACAUCCCAGCAAGAGUGACUUUGAUGCAGCUGCCUUCUAGACAAGAAAUUCGUGUGCGGAAUUUGUUCAACGUGGUCGAUUGCAAACUGCACUGGCAGAAGAACGGGGACUACCUGUGUGUGAAGGUGGACAGGACUCCCAAAGGCACACAGGGAGUAGUGACCAACUUUGAAAUAUUCCGCAUGAGAGAGAAGCAGGUGCCAGUGGAUGUGGUGGAAAUGAAAGAAAGCAUCAUAGCCUUUGCUUGGGAACCAAAUGGAAGCAAGUUUGCUGUGUUGCAUGGAGAAACUCCACGAAUUUCAGUUUCUUUUUACCAUGUUAAAAACAACGGGAAAAUAGAACUCAUAAAAACUUUUGACAAACAGCAGGCAAACACGAUAUUCUGGAGUCCCCAGGGGCAGUUUGUGGUGUUGGCUGGCCUCAGGAGCAUGAAUGGUGCCUUAGCCUUUGUUGACACAUCUGACUGCACCAUGAUGAACAUCGCCGAGCACUACACGGCCUCGGACGUGGAGUGGGACCCCACAGGCAGAUACAUUGUCACCUCUGUGUCUUGGUGGAGCCACAAGGUGGACAAUGCAUAUUGGUUAUGGACCUUCCAAGGCCGUCUGCUUCAGAAGAACAACAAAGACAGGUUCUGUCAGCUGCUCUGGAGACCACGGCCGGCCACCCUGCUCAGCGAGGAUCAGAUAAAGCAAAUUAAGAAGGACCUGAAGAAAUACUCCAAGAUAUUUGAGCAGAAGGAUCGUCUGAGCCAGUCCAAAGCUUCAAAGGAGCUGGUGGAGCGGCGGCGCACGAUGAUGGAGGAGUUCAGGAAGUACCGCAAGAUGGCACAAGAGCUGUACAUGGAGCAGCGCAACGAGCGCCUGGAGCUGCGCGGGGGGGUAGACACAGAUGAGCUGGACAGCAAUGUCGAUGACUGGGAGGAGGAGACUGUGGAAUUUUUUAUCAAUGAAGAAAUUAUUACCCUUGCAGAACCAGAGUAAUUAAUAAAACUGUGCUCCACCAGAUCUUGUGCUGAAGAGAAGUUUGUUUGUUUUCCAAAAGCCUAUAUCAACUUUGGAAUUCUUAAUCCAUAUUCUUGCACUCUGGAAGGGUGGAUGCACCAGAUAUUCUCCAUUCUGACACAUUGUAGUGCCUUUAAGUCUUGCUGCCUGCUGCAGUGAGAUACUGGAAAGGCGCUGCUUUUAAAUUUAUAUUAUUUUUUUUUUCUAGGGUUUGAUUAUUAUUUUUUUUUCUUUUUAAAUCCACUACUACCAGUAUUUACUUCCCCACUCCUGUGCAGUCCUUGCCAGCUGGCAGUUUUUGCCUCGUGCCAGUGAGGUGAGAUUCACCAGUGCACCCCUGUCUCACACACAAUGUUUGGGUUCCAGGACUCUCUCUGUGCCCCCAGGGCAUGGACAGGUGUUCCUUUGGGUUGGGGCAAAGUCACCAGAACCAUUUUCUGUAUGAUGUGUUUUAGUGUGCUGAAACAGCACUACAGCGGGCUAUACCCUCCUCCUUUCAGAUUGUGAAAGGAUGUCUCCCUCAAAGAGCUGAAUAUGGAAAUAAAAGCAGACCUAUACUAAG